UGAAUGCCUCAUCCAUUCACCAACCAUGAGGGCACAUAAUGAGUCCAGAAACGAAAUGUACAUGAGUCGCCAACCGUGUGGCGCAUGGACGAACAGAGUCCAUCCAUCCAUCCAUCGCACAAUGCAUUCACACGUAUCUGUCAGCCCACGGCCCGAACAGCUUGGUUGCCGUUCCUCCCAACACCAUGUCCAGCUCCUCCUCAUAGAGCGGCACCCUCUCAGCCCACUCAUCCACCAACACACGCGACGCACCGGCAUACUGGCAGUCGUCUUGAAGCGUCACAAAGGGGAAGUCGCUGCCCCACAUCAGGCGGUGGCAGCCGGCCACAGACAGCAACUCACGCAUCAACGGCAACAGGUCACUGUAGGGGUAGCCCUCAACCGAGUUACGAAAGAAGGCAGACACCUUCUGCACCACACAGACACGGAUACACAUGAGUGCUCUGUUUACGGGCUUCUUGUGCCGUCGUGUGCGCAUUGCACUGACCACAUGCAUCUGUGGUGAUCGCUCCAGUGCGUCGAGGAGCUGUCUGAACGACCCCAUGUCGAGCUGGCCGUCUUGCAUCACAAAGCCAAAGUGGUCGAUGAUGCAGGGGGUGGACGGGUGGUUCUGGGCCAGGUCGUUGAUCUGGUCGGCAUACGUCGCAAACGAAGCCAUACAGAGGAACCCCACAGGCGCAUUCAGCUGCCCGCACCGCUCGUACAUGGCCUGGCCCACCUGAUCGAUACACAUACAUACACACACACGCGUGUGCUGUGCACCGCAGUUGCGUGUGCUUUCACUUUUGCUCACUCCACUCACGUCAUCGUUCAUCUUGACGUCUGGCGGCCACAGCUUUGGGUUGAAGCGAACGCCGACCAGAGGAAAGUCGCCAGGCGCCAAGGCAUCACUCGCCGGGUCGAUGAGGUCAUUCAACCGCUGCCUGGCCUCGUCAGAAGAGCCGGAUGGAUCCGCCAGCGCCAUACCCUUGAAGUAACUGGGAAACUGGCGCAACACCUGAAGACACAUGGGUAGCUAUCGAACGUGAAAGUGUGCAGUGCUGUGCUGUGCAGGUCUAUCUGUACCUUUCUCAUGUAUGAGUGGUCGAAUUUGUGGUUGAUGGGUUGAACGAGCAGCGCCCCCGACACGCCGGCCUCUCCCAGUAGAGCCACCAGGUCCUCCCCCGACGCACUCCCCUGCAGCUCCUUUGGCGGCUCACCACCCGCCCACUCAUGAGGCUCGGUCCCGUUGGACCACACGUGGACAGCCGAAUCGAUGACGAACCUGUCCAUGCCGCUGCUGCCCUCUGUGUCGAUGGGAAUGCCGCCCGGCAUCACGGAAAAGAUCGGGCGGGGCCUCCUCCGCCGCGUCAGCAUGAGAUGGGGAGCAGUAACAGGCUGCAGAAAGCUGAAGCUUUGUCUUGGUCGGCGCCGCAGCACAUUGGUUGAAGUGGCCAUGUUCCUGAUGAUGAACAGGAGCGCCAGCAGAGAGAGAAGCGCGGUGCGGCUGAUGAAACGGAUCAUUGACACGGCAGGAGUCGGGCACAGACUGUCAGGAGAGGCUAUGCGAUGCUGUAUUGCCUUCAAAACCCUUCAAAACACGACUUCGGC
This is a messenger RNA of Vitrella brassicaformis, 1590 nucleotides long. The record is from the annotation of a GenBank genome assembly. Lineage: Eukaryota; Vitrellaceae.